Molecule: messenger RNA, 6701 nt
Organism: Closterium sp. NIES-67
Lineage: Eukaryota; Viridiplantae; Streptophyta; Zygnematophyceae; Desmidiales; Closteriaceae
Source: the annotation of a GenBank genome assembly
CCAUAGCUUGCUUCACGCACCACCACACACGUCCUUCAGUGCCCCUGCUUGGCUCCAAUGCCCCCGGGGCCACCAUCCUUGGAUUCGCCGAAGCGAUUACGAUACUCCGAGACGAGCACGAGACCAGUCACAAGCUCACUGCAGGGCAAGCCUGCGUCUAUCCUGCAGCCGCUCUGGUACUGUACUACUGUACUACUCUACGCAUGCUCAGUGCUCAUCUGCUGGCGUGUAUACAGCUAGACGUGCAGCCUGCUGCCUCUGCCCAAUUCCAAGGCACUCUCUAUCUCCCUCAUAAGUCUUGCAUUUCCCCCGGCGGUUUAUCCUCAAAUCCUUUCGCCGACACGCGGGUUUUUCUGACGGCAGCCGACAGUUCGAGGCUCGGCCCCGAAGUGACUCAUUCUGCUGCUCGUUGUCUGUUUCCCAGCCCUAUUUCUCACGUGGCACAUGGCACGCCUGCUUACCCUGCUUAGCCGGCUUUCGUAGCAUGCGUGCUUUCGCAGAGUGCCUGCUCUCGGAAAUCCCGGAGUAGACAUACCCUAUGUACCUUCCUAAAUCCUCCAGUCUAGUCCUACCGAAAUAAAGCCCAGCGCGGGCAAUCCCAGCCGACCCACCCGCCAUGUCAGCGGGCCACGCGGCGGCGAGCGGCGGUGGGGGAUCAUUGCUUCUGGAAGACGGAGCGGGCCUUUUUUUCCUAGACGACCCACCUUUCUCCUUCCCAGGGGGGGCGGCCCCCUCGUGGUCCCCCGCAGAUGCCGCUGUGCCGCUACCAGACCACGCCCCUGCGCUGCCGCCGCCCGCCGCUGCGGACAGCCGGCUUGCACACAGUCGCGAUAUAGACAGUCGCGUUGUAGGUAGUUGUCUCGCGGGGGAGUCAGGGCUCGGGGACGGGGAGAUGCUAGGCGGGAUCGUCGCGGCGGGCGACGGCGGGGAGGGCGGGCAGGCACGCGUCGCAGCAGGGGAGUCAAGCGACGACGGCGACGGGGAUGCGUGCAUGUGGGGGAUCGGCGACGGAGGUAUAGGUGCUGGCACGGGGUUUGACGCGGUUGAAAACGGUAUCGACGCGGGGAUGAAUGACGCGAGAGGCGGAGAAGAUGCGCGAGACCUAGACGACUUAGCUGCUGAGAUAGACGGCUCCAGGGGCGGCGGCGGCGGCGGCGGCGGCGGCGGACGAGGAGGAGAAGGGGGAGGGGAGGGGGGAGGGAGUGGAGUGUGCGGCAUGUACAUGCAGUGCGGCGACGACGACGACGAAUUGGACGAGGCCGGACUGGUGGAGGGCGGACUCAUUCUCGCUGACGUCAGCGGCCACGACGCGCCGGUGUUCUUAAGCGACCAUCGCGACCGUGCGACGUGUGCGACGCGUGCUGCCGCCGACGCAGACGAAGCAGCGGCAGCGGGGGCGGCGGCGGCGCGUGGUUUUGCCGGGCCCAUCGCUGCCACUAGCGAUUCUCGUGAUACUGCCGCGGAAACCCUAACACGUGGAUCUUCAGCCGUCGAUUCUGCAUCUGACGAUCCACGCCCGUCGGAUAACGUGGCUGCAGCAGCAGCAGCGGAUGACGCCGCGGCGGGAAACGCGGCGGCUAGACACGAACGCGCACCUGGAAACACAAUGCCUAUGGACACUAGCAGCGAUUAUAGACAGCAGUCCGGGUCGCGUGGGGGAAAUACCAACACCAGUACCAGGACGGGCGCGGGACAGGAGGCGUGCGGAAGGAUCCCCCCGCCUGUGCCUGCGCCUGCGCCUGCAUCCGCAGCAGCCGCAGCAGCGGAGGGGGCUCCUAGUGCCGCCCGCGGCCCCGCGCUCGUUGCUGCGGGGGCUUCUGGCGGAACGCAGGCCGGUGCGGAAGGGGCGGUCUGUCGGCCCACCGACGCGUUCCCUAGCACCGCCGCCCCCCCCGUGAGCUGCACCAGCAGCGCGGGUGGCGGAGGCAGCAGCGGGGGCGAGGGGCUCGGCGGCGUCGGCGGGUGCAGCGGCGGUGGCGACGGUGGCGGUGGCGACGGUGGCGGUGGCGACGGCGGCGGUGGUGACGGCGGCGCUAGUUUCGGCGGGAGCGCGCGGGAUCAGGAGUUAUGGGGGGGGCACGCGGAGGGGAAUGCGGAGGGGCCGGACGAGGAGCUCCUGCGGCUGCUGGACCAGCAGCAGUGGAGCUUCCUGCAACAACCGGUCGAGGCCGACUCGCUCCCUCCUGCCGGCGGGGCGCUCACUGGCGACAGCUUGGCCGCUGCUGCUGGUGCUGGUGCUGCUGGUGGUUACCAUGAUCCUAGUCGUCGUCGUGAUGCGCCGCCGCAUGACGUGUCCAUGUCGCACGCGUCGCGCGGGUCGCACGCGUCGCAGGGGUCGCUUAUGUCGCACGAAUCGCAUGGCCUCGCCUCUGGCGGUGGCGUUUCCCCGCGGAAGUCCUCCGCGCGCUUGCCCCCCCCCUCCCCCAGCAUUCACUCCGCCGCGGCUGCAGCCGCGCAGGCGCCGGUUCCCCUGCCUAGCGCCGCCGCGGGUGCCGCCUCCGCGGCUGUGCGCCACGCGCGGGGGGGGGGGGCGUGGAGUGCGCCACAGGGCAGCACUGAGAGCGCCAUGGUGAGUGGCGGAGGGUCCAUGGGGUCCGGGGGAGCAGUAGUAGGGGCGUGCGGGGAAGAGCCGCAGGUGGAGGAGCAAUGGGAGCAGCAGCUGCAACAACUGUUACAGCAGCGGCAGCAGCAGCAGCAGCAGCAGCAGCAGCAGAUGGGAAUAAAGCCCAUACCGGCGCCGUUGGUUGGAAUCGGAACAAGGGCGCGGAUCCAGGGGGGAGGGAGAAGAGCUGACGUGGCAGCAAGCGCAGCAGCAGGGAUACCAUCACCAUCACCACCAGCAGCAGCGGCGGCGGCGAGUGAGGCGCCUAUGGCGGUACCUGUAGUAACAGCCUCCGAUAUCUGCUCUGGGAAUGCGGCAGUGGCAAUGGCGUCCGCUGCAGAAGCCAUCGCGGCAGGCAUCGGAGCAGCAGGAGGAGGAGGGGGGGAACCCGGCGAUACCAGUGGCGGCAGCAGCAGCAGAAGAAGAAUGGUGGGAGCGGCUGCUGCUGACAGGCUGACACCUGGCCGCCACACGCGGCACGCCAGCUGGCAGCUGGGCGGGGCGGGCUCGCUUGUCUCCACUCUCGUGCUCACGCCUCAGGGCGUGGCUCUGGGCGGCGGCGGGGGCGGCGGGGGAGAAGGGAUGGGAGGGCAGGGCGCUGCUUUUAGCAGUGGUGGGAGGGGCAACCGGGCCAGUGUUUCUGCUGUGGGUGGCAUGGGUGUUUCUCGGGGGGGGGCUGCUCGAGCGUCGGAAUCAGCAGGUGGUGCUGGCAUAAUGUCCGCCUUUGGCGCUUCAGCAGCAGCGGGAGGAGGAGGAGGGGGAACGGGUGGAGCAGCAGUGAUACUGCAAGUUGCACCAGGUGACAUGGGUUGGAGGCAGCGGGACAGCCGGAUUCUGAGGAAGCGAUGUGCCACGUGGACGGGAGGGGAGACGUCGGAUGGUCCCAGCGUGGGAAUGAUGGGCGGUGGGGAUGCGUUCUAUGGGCUUGCUGGGGUUGCUGCUGCAGGGGGUGGUGGUGGUGGGAUUGGUGGUGCGGGUGGGGGUGGGGGUGGUGGUGGGGGUGGGGGUGGGGGUGGGGGUGGGGGUGGGGGUGGGGGUGGGGGUGGGGUGGGGGUGGGGGUGGGGGUGGGGGUGGGGGUGGGGGUGGGGUUGGAUGGCCGGAGGUCAUGGGCUUCUGAAGGGCGGGGGACGGUGGGCGAUGAGGAUGGGGUGGGGCGGGAGGAGCUGCAGGUGCUGCUGGCGCAGGCGAGGGAGCAGGGCCUCGGCCAGAGGCAGAUGAUUCUGCGGCAGCUGCUGCUGCAGCAGCAACGGGACUUCCAGCAGCAAGAGCAGCAGACGAAGCCAUACCAGCUGCAGCAACAGCAGCAGCAGCAGCAGCAGCAACAGCAGCAGCAGCAGCAGCAGCAGCAGCAGCAGCAACAGCGAGUGCAAGAGACACGGGUAGCAGGGUUGGCGUGUGGUGGUGGUGAGAGAAACGCUCGGGAGAGCUCAGCCACAGAUACACUCAUGGACAGCCACAUUCCCCACGGUGGUAAUACCAGCAGCACCAGCAGCAACAACAGCAACGACAAAUCAGAUGUCGCCAGGUGGCAGUCGCUGGUGGCCCUGACCCAGGGCGCAGGGUCCAUAGUCCCCGUGUCAUCGUCUAAGAAGGCCCGCUGGGGGUCCAAUCAGAGCACAUCUGAAACCUCUACUGGUGCGGCCGCUGGUGCUGGUGGUGGUGCCACUACUGGUGCUGGGUUUGGUGCCACUACCGCAGCAGCAUCUUCGGGGCUUGCGUACUCCCUGCGUCCGUCCCUCCCUCCUGCUGUCUCUGCUGCUUCUAUGGCCGCCGCUGCAGCUGCAGCAGCAGGGGGUAGGGGAGUAGGUACCUGUCUUGCUGCUGCUGCUGGCGGUGGUGCUGGUAGUGGUGGCGGUUUAAGUGGUAUAUCGAAGCAUGGCCUACCUUCGCUCUCCCACAUGCACCCGCCUCUCUCUCGCUCCAUGUCCGAGCCCCUCCCACUGCAUCUCUCCUCCUCCUCCGCCACCUCCCCUCUCCCCCACCCGUAUUCCUCCCUCACCCCUCCCUCGUCCUGCUCUUCCAUACCCCUCCCACCAGCACACUCACCAAUCACACCGGGAACGUCAACGGCAGGAUCAGCAGCAUCAGCCGCUGCUGGUCCCAGAUCUUUCAAUACCACUGCUGCUGCUGCUGCAGCGGGAUCAAUGCCGCCCCUCUCCAUAUCCCCCACGGGCCUCCCCACCCCCUCGCCUGGUCAUCAGGGAGUGGGGGGGAGUCAGGGGCGGCAGCAGCAGGCAGCAGGGCACAAGGGAGCGGGCGAGAGUCUGGACUGGUACGAAAUGAACGUGGCGGUUCAACUGGCGGCUGCUGCUGCUGCUGCUGCUGCUGCUGGAGGGGGGAAAAGAGCAACAGGGGGGCUCGGCAGCAGCCGCAGUGGUGGCGGUGGCAGCAGGGAGGGCGUAGCUGGCAUUGCCAGCUCAACAUUGGCAUUGUUACAGCAGCAGCAGCGGCAGCAGCAGCAGCAGCAGCAGCAACAGCAGCAACAACAGCAGCAGCAGCAGGAACAGCAGCAGCAGCAGCAGCAGCAGCAGCAGGCACAGCAGGUAUCGUUGGGUUGUGCAGGUGCGGGCAUGGCAGGGAGCAGUGACAGUGCGGCACACUCCUUGGCCCUUCAGCAGCAUUUAGAGGCAAAGAUCCGAGCGCGGUUGGCAGCAGCGUCAGCAGCCGCUACGCCAGCAGAUCCCACUUGUGGGCGGGCCAUGGCAGGGGAUGGGCGGAAGGGGAAGGGAUAUGAGGAGGCAGAUACAGGAGCGGCAGGGCAUUCACAGCUAGGGUUUGCUCUCAUGCACCAGCUGAUGCAGCAGCAGCAGCAGGAUGGGCAGACGGAGAGGCAGCUUGUGAUGCAGGGGUUAGAGAGCAGCAGAGUGAGCAUGGGUGGUGGUGAGGGAUCGGGUAUGCAUGUGGAGACUGGGGCAGCACGUGCUGACCUUCAGAGAAUGCUGUUGCAGCAUAUGGAGCACCGACAGCAGCAGCAGCAGCAACAAAAACAGGAACAGCAGCAACAGCAGCAGCAGCGGCAACUGCAGCAACAGCGGCAGCAUGCUGCUGCUGCUGCGGCUGCUGCUGCUGCUGGUGCAAGUGACGCUCCUCCAGCCGCUGCAUUUGCAGCAGCAGCAGCCAUUGCAGGGAGCACCAGUGCAGCUGCCACUGCUGCAGCUGCAGGGAUCAGUGGCUUUGGCAGGGCGGGCUCCGCAUCAGCACUGGCAGGUGCAGGAGAGAGGGGAGGAGGAGGGAGAGUGGGAGUGGGAGUGUCGGAGUCGCUGUCUCAGUUGUUAGAGGCGAAUCAUCAUGCUGUUGGUGGUGGGACUCAUGCACACCUCUCUGCUGCUACUCUUGCUGCUGUUGCUUCUCAGCUUGCAGCAGAGCAGCAGGGAGAGGGCAUGCAUAUAGGAGGCAUGGCCAAUCCUGCUGUAGAGGUGAGUCUGUUUCCGGAAACUGGGCUGAGCCCUUCAAGCACCCAAUUUAUCUUUGUCUCAUUGAAGCAUGCAUCCAAUUCCACUCAUGUUCCCCUGGAACUCUAUCCCUCGACUUUUCUUCAGGAUCAAAUUGUGCAGUUCACGUCCCACCUACCUUUGCAGGUCUUGCAGCACCAGCAGCAACAGCAGCAGCGGCAGCACCAUCAGCAGCAACAGCACUUGCAUCUGCGGCAGCAGUUGCUCCAACUUAGCCAACAGCAGAAGCAGCAGCAGCAGCAGCAACUGCUGCAGCAAAGCCAGCAGAUUCAACAUCAAAAGUUGCUUGAACAGCAGCAGCAACAAAUGCACCAGUUUCGUCAGCACAAACUGGCACAGCUCCAGCAGCAACAACAGCUGCAGCAGCAACAGCCACCCCAGCAGGCUUCUGCUGUGGCCAUGACUCAGCGUCUCUUGGCCAGCCUUGACCCGCAGUCUGCUGGGGCUACUGGGGGUGCGGGUGAGCAAGGCAUGUGGGUGGAUACCUCAACUUUUUAGUCCCUAGUUCUGUUUGUGUUACCUUGCGUCUAUUCUCUUCCCCUUCCUGUGCAGUAUGCACGUGGAUACCUGACUGGUGGACUUGUAGAAUCUGUUGCCUUGUGUGUUUGAUCUGAAUGACAUGCUGCGAAUGCAGCAGUUGGAAGAU